CAGAAAAUAAGCGAAAAAAAAUCCGUCAGUCCGGGGUUUACGAAUCGUCGCUGUUGUGUAUAUUUUGCUGAAAAAAGUGAUAUUUUGAGGAAUUUUCUCAAAUUUUAAUCACACUUUAUAGUGGAGCAUCCAAAAUGAAGGUGAAGGAGCUACAGAAAACGGUGAACGUGGCAUGGUCACCGGUCCAGCAAAGCCCGAUAAUGCUGGCGGCCGGAACUGCUGCCCAGCAGCUGGAUUCCUCUUUCAGCACUUCGGCCGCCUUGGAGUUGUACUCGAUUAACCUGACGGAUCCAAGCUACGAUAUGGAACUGGUGGGAAGCCAGGUCAGUUCGCACCGAUUCCACAAGGUGCUGUGGAGUCCUUUUGACUACGGUGCAAAUCAUCCCAACGGAUUGAUUGUCGGUGGCUGCGAAAGUGGUAUCAUCCAGGUUUACAGCGCAGCAAAACUUCUGGCCGGAGAGAAUGGACUUGUGGCUCAACAGGACAAACACAAUGGUGCUGUGCGAAGUUUGGACUAUAAUCCCUUUCAGCACAAUUUGCUGGCUUCUGGUGCUUCUGAGUCUGAGAUAUUCAUUUGGGAUCUCAACAAUACCACAGUGCCAAUGAGUCCCGGCCAAAAGAUGCAACCAGCGGAAGAUAUCCAAGGCUUGGCGUGGAAUCGUCAAGUUCAACACAUCCUGGCUUCGGUGUUCUCGUCGCGAUGCGUAAUUUGGGAUUUGCGGAAGAACGAACCCAUCAUCAAGCUGAACGAUACGCAAACACGAGUUCGCUGGCGAGCUGUGCAGUGGCAUCCGGAAGUGGCAACCCAGCUGUGGAUGGCCAGCGAAGAGGAUCAAGCCCCGUCCAUUCAGUUGUGGGAUUUGCGUUAUGCCACCGCUCCGGCCAAGAGCUUCCACAUUCACCAGCGGGGAGUACUCGGUCUCACUUGGUGUCAGAAGGACUUUGAUCUGGUGGCGUCGUGCGGCAAGGAUAACAAAAUCUACUGCUGGAAUCAGAACUCGGAGGAUCCGAAUGGUGAAAUUCUGUCCGAGUUGGCGACCACCAAUCAGUGGAACUUUGACGUUGCAUGGUGUCCUCGGAAUCCGGCGUUGAUCGCUGGAUCCAGUUUCGAUGGAAAUGUCACGGUUUAUUCGAUCUUUGGAGGCGUUCACCAGCAGGUGCAGACCAGCAACAAAAUCGCCGACUCGUUCCCAGGAAUGGAGAACAUCGGCCACGAGCCUGCUCCACAAUUGGCCGCCCAAACUCAACCGACGUGCAACGAUCUGAAGCGGGCCCCGAAAUGGUUGAAGCGACCCGCUGGUGCUUGUUUUGGAUUUGGAGGUAAAUUGGUCACGUUCAAUGGAGCCAAUCGAACGGUAACUGUGAACCAGGUGAUUACCGAUCCGGAACUGGUCGACAGGUCGAACCGAUUGGAGAAGGUUCUGGCCGAGGGCACAUUUGUCGAUUACUGCCGCCAGAAGGCAGAUCAAACAAACGAUCAGCAUUCUCGUUUCCUAUGGUACUUUUUGAAGGCCAAUUUUGAGGAGAAUCCAAAUGCGGAAAUGCUCAAUUUACUCGGAUACCAUUCUGAGGAUAUGGUUAACAAGUUCAAGAAAUAUACGGACUGUGGAAAGGACACAACGGCCACACCCCCGGAACAAGCCAAUCCCGUAGAUGGGUUAGCUGAUCAGAUGGCUGGAUUGAGUCGGAAUAAUUCCACCGAGACGGAUCCGAGCACCGACGAUAGUACUGAUCUCUCGACAAUGGAUAACAACGCCGUUUUCGAUGCCAUUGCUGCCGGCAACAAGCUGCUGAAUGACCAGAAACCAACGACAGAUGGAGAGCCCAAGGGCGAUGAAAAUGAAAAGAAGGGCUACGCUCCCUAUCGGAUUCACACUGGCCAGGACAGCGAGGGUUUGAUUUGCGAAGCUUUGUUGACUGGAAAUCUGGAAGCUGCUGUUGAACUGUGCAUGAACGCUGGCAAAACUACCGAAGCUCUGAUUCUGGCGAUGAAUGGUGGUUCGGAUCUGUUGGCUCGCGUGCAGUUACGCUAUUUGAAGAAUAGUGAGAGUUACUUGGCCAAUAUCAUAUCAGCUCUAGUGACGGAAGAUUGGAGUGGCGUCGUCACUCAGUGUACCAUUGACUCGUGGAAGGAGGCGUUAGUGGCAGCGUUGACUCAUUGCAAAAAUCAGCUGCCAUUGCUGUGCGAGAGGCUCGGAGAACGGUUACAGAUAGAAGCUGGCAAUGACACCGAGUUGGCUCGGAAUGCAAUACUCUGUUAUAUUUGUGCUGGAAGCACUGAAAGACUGGUGGAGGCUUGGAAUCUCCAGAAACCCAACAAUCCUGUGGGUGAUUUUAUCAAUGGAGAUCCUGACAAGAAUAAUAAUAGCAAUCGAGAUCUGCAGGAACUUGUGGAGGUUGCGAUGCUUCUUCAAAAGGCUCUUGAAAUGCAAGGCAGGACAACGACUAUUUCCGGAAAAUUAGCGGACUUACUUUCCCAGUAUGCUAGUUUGUUGGCAGCGCAGGGUUCGUUGAACUCUGCUCUGACCUACGUUGGCAAUUCUGCUGAUCCUGGUAUGGAAGAUUUGAGAGAUCGACUUUAUUACGCUCUAGGUCAUAAAAGCAAUGUGCCAGUACAACAAUACAACAACCAGUACAACGCAGGGCAGCGAGGACCUGUAAGCAAUCAGCAACCACCAGCUUUCAAUCCAAUGUUCCCAACGAUUGGUCAAGCUGCAAAAAUGAAAAAUUGGCCACCAUUCAACACGCCUCCGGCUCCAGCUCAAGCUCCAGCACCGAUCCCCACAAUCCCUCAACCAAUGAGUCAAUCCUCUUGGAAUACCACUCCAUUCCAAACAGGACUUCCAUCUCAACAGCCACCUAUGGCUUCUACAUUUGCCCCGCCACCUACAAUUCCCCCUGUAGCAACAAAACCUCCACUUGGUCCUCCAAUGGCUGCAGACCCAUCACAACAACCUCGUCCAUCAUCCGUCAACUCUCAAUCAGGAGCUACUCCAUUGUCGAGAGCCAAAUAUGUGCUCGAUCCUUCAGUGACCUCUGGUCCAUCCUACGGCCAAACGCCUGCUAAUAUGUACAAUCCAAAUGCCUACCAGCCAUCCGCUGCGCAGCAGUUCAAUACGCAACCCAUAAGCCAACAGCCACCGGCCUCUCUCUACAAUCCAUCGCAGCCAGCUCAGAAAACGAACAAUUUCAAACCCUUUACUCCGGCUCCCCUGGUACAACCAGGCGUGUCCCCGUAUAUUCCUGGAGUUUCUCCGUUGGACGUCUCCGCUCCUCCCGCAGCAGCAGUGCCGCCUCCACCUAUGGCCAACAUCCAAAGGAAUCCAACGCCUCCACCUGGCUGGAACGACCCGCCGGCCUUGAAAAGCACUUCUCGUUCACAGCUCAGUGAGCAAUACGAAAUGUCGGCGGUCCAUGCCGGGACUCGUCGUUGGCGAAAAAUCAUCGAUUCGCACGAUCACUCGAAUCGAUCCUCGCCGCAGCCAAAACCUGAAGUUACUCCAGUAGCUCCUAUCACAGCUCCAUUGCCAGGUGGUUUCCCAACACAAACUCAAAACGGCUACCCCGAUCCCAACAGUAACUACAUGCCGGGUCAGUACUUACCAACCGCCGCCACGCCAGGCAUGCCACCGCAGCAGCCGGCUAUCUUUAAUCCCGCAAUGGCCAGCACUCAACCGCCUCAACAGACCACAACGGGGGCCCUAAAUUACCAAAACUUCCAACAAAACUUGCCAUACCAGCAACAACAACAACAGCUGCAGCAACAACAGCCGGGAGCCAAUUUCAAUGCUAACUUUCGACAGCAGCCUACUCCUCAACCACCUGCGGCACCAGAGCCCCCUAAGCAAAAGCCACCACUUCCGGAAGAGUAUAUCUACCUACAGACAGUAUUCGAAGAGUUGAAAAAGAGUUGCAUCGCAGCUGCUGCUAAUCCGCAAACCAAACGGAAACUUGAGGAAGUCUCGAAGAGAUUAGAGUCUUUAUAUGAUAUGCUACGUGAACGUCGGUUAUCGCAGAAUACGCUAACCUCGCUCGGACAGCUGGUGCAGCUGGUCCAAGCCGGAGAUUAUGCCAAUGGCAUUGGCCUGCACACACAAAUGGUAUCUGGGCCCGAUUUUGCCCAGAUCGCCAAUUUCAUGCCGGGUAUCAAAAUUCUGCUGCAGUCAGCGAUGCAGCUGCAAGUGUACCUUCGGAGAUAAUGUCUGUUAGAGGUAAUAUCAUGAAAAUUCCCAACGGAAUCCAGUAUCUAGUAACCCGAAUUGGCAAGGAAUUGGUAAGUACGCACAUUAUAAGAUUUCGAAAAAACGAUCCCAUUUAUUUUGCGAAACAAUCUAAUGUUUGUUACAAUGGUAAACAAAAGAAAGGAUUAUUUGUCCGGUGUUACAAAAAUUCCAAUGCAUGUCAUUUAGACCCUAAGUAUCUGUAUAGUAUUACUGUGUAACUCUGACGAAAUCUGAAAGGCUGCUCCAUCCAGGUCGCUUCUGAACAGUUUAUUGUAAAUAUAUAUCUAGUAUAGAUAGGAAGUGUAUAACAAUAUGAUUCUAGCAAACCAAUUAAUAAACGUUAUUAUGUGAUGUGAUUCUAGCGUUGAA
This is a messenger RNA of Aedes aegypti (yellow fever mosquito), 4592 nucleotides long. It is a transcript of the gene Sec31, whose product is annotated as protein transport protein Sec31A. The transcript is spliced from 13 exons. The record is from RefSeq and is a predicted model, not a curated record. Gene Ontology annotation, biological process: endoplasmic reticulum organization; endoplasmic reticulum to Golgi vesicle-mediated transport; COPII-coated vesicle cargo loading. Gene Ontology annotation, cellular component: COPII vesicle coat; endoplasmic reticulum exit site. NCBI's taxonomy places the organism in Eukaryota, Metazoa, Arthropoda, Insecta, Diptera, Culicidae. Bases 135 to 4199 code for a protein of 1354 amino acids. Gene Ontology annotation, molecular function: protein binding; structural molecule activity.